Messenger RNA from Pungitius pungitius (ninespine stickleback), 5865 nucleotides. It is a transcript of the gene adgrg6, whose product is annotated as adhesion G protein-coupled receptor G6. Lineage: Eukaryota; Metazoa; Chordata; Actinopteri; Perciformes; Gasterosteidae. The transcript has 29 exons. Gene Ontology annotation, cellular component: plasma membrane. Gene Ontology annotation, biological process: heart trabecula formation; myelination in peripheral nervous system; cell surface receptor signaling pathway. Gene Ontology annotation, molecular function: G protein-coupled receptor activity; laminin binding. Bases 240 to 3989 code for a protein of 1249 amino acids. The record is from RefSeq and is a predicted model, not a curated record.
GAAGCAUCUCCGCACAGCAGCAGCGAACCAAACCCGGGCGGGACAGCGCGUCUCCGUCGGUCCCCUCCCGCUCGUCCCCGGCCACUUGUCUCCAACGUUCGGAGCCUUUUGCGCGUCACCGAGGCGAGUUUUGGAUUUUGGCGGAUUUGGAGAAAAGUUUGGGCGCGACACAAAGUUCCUCGAGACGUUGAGGAGGACGAAGAUGAUCCUUCAAGAGGAGCAGCUGCUCCAGUGACCAGAUGGAGCUCUGUUCCAGAGGCGGAGGAAGGAGGAGCCUCCGUCAGGUCCUCCAUCAGGUCCUCCGUCAGGUCCUCCCAGUGGUCCUGCUGUGGUUCAGCCUGCACAGUAACGCGCUGGGCUGCAGCUCCGCCAGCUGUAACGUGGAGCUGACGGAGGCGCAGGGGGAGUUCACGUCGCCCUGCUACCCCCAGAAAUACCCCAAUUCACAGGCCUGCAAGUGGAGCAUGCAGGCGCCCGCGGGCUUCAUCGUCCAGCUCUCCUUCCUGGACUUCGACCUGGAGGAGGCGCCGGGCUGCCUCUACGACCGGGUGCUGGUCCACGCGGGGAGCGCCGACGUCAGGUUCUGUGGGCCGACGGCCAACGGGCUGACGCUCAACUCCACGGGGAACGUGAUGGAGCUGACCUUCACCUCCGACUUCAGCGUGCAGAAGAGGGGGUUCAGUGUCAGCUUCCGACACGUUGCCGUGGCCCUGAGGAACCAGAAGGUCACCAUCUCCAGAGGAAACGCCCAGGUCGCCGAGGUCUCCGCCUCCGUUUCCGUGCCGACGCUUAGUCAGCUGACGUUGUGUUUGGAGGUGGAGCGCAGCAGCCAGAAACAGAGGGAGUGGAUCUUCAGCUACUACGACAGCAGCGGGAUGGAGGCGCUGAGUCUGGGCUCUGACCCGUCCGGCAUGAAGGUCAUGGUGGACGGGGUGGUGUGUCCCGUGGACUCCAUCCUGUCCCCUGCCGACUUCACGUCCUCCAUGAGGCGCUACUGCCUCCUCUGGACGGCGUCUGACGGCAGAGUGGGGGUCCACUUCAACGGGAACUACUGGGCCAAGACCUGCUCCUCCUCCGCAGGCCGCUCGCUGCCGGCGGGCGGACGCUUCCGCUUAGGAGGGCAACAAAGCUUUGACGGGAACGUCUACAACCUCCGCCUGUGGGACUACGCCAUGACGGUGCAGCAGCUCAACGCGCUGAGCUGCGACGCGGUGGGCAACGUCAUCGACUGGGACAACAGCCACUGGUCCAUCCCGUCGGGCUCGGCCCAGACCGACGCCACGCUCAGCUGCAUCUGCUUCCCGCUUUGCCUUCACGUAACCGCCGCCACGCCACCUGGUGGUGUCUCCCCACCCAGCAGCACAGCGCUACCUGCUAGCUGUGACUCCCCCGGACUGGGCUGCCCAGAAGGUUCCUUCUACCGGGUUUCCCUGGUGGUGGAUGGCGGCGUGGCGUUGACCUGGGCUGAGGUGGAGCGAGCUGUGGCUUUGUGGCUCAAUCAAACCUUUCAGAGCUGGACCCAUGUCGUCUACGUGGACUCCAUCAGUGUGGAGGCGGGUUCUCUGAGCGGAGGAAGCCCCACCAGCUUCUGGUGCCGGGCCCUGCUGGUCUACUACCACAGUACCAACGAGAGCCUGGGGGGCCCCGCCCUCUCCGCCAGGCUGUCCUCCAGGGAGGGGCUCCUGGGGGGGGGCGAGCUGCAGAUCGUACCGGCCUCCAUUGACGUCCAUGUAGUGGAGAACUGUGCAGAAGAGAAGCUGCUGCACCACCGCUGGCCUGAGAGCCGACCGAGUGUGACCCGCUACCUGCCCUGCUUCCCCAACAAGGACCAGAGCACCUCCAGGACCUGUCUCAUCAGCACACAGAACCUCUCUUCCUAUUGGUCGACGGCUGACGCCUCAAACUGCACCGACAUCGACAGCAUUGUGGUGUCAGCAGAGAACGCCGCUGAGGUGGCGUCGCAGCUCGCCGUCAUCACCAACAACCAGCUGUCCGAUGAGGAGGUGUCCAAGGUGGUGACGAAGGUGAAGCAGCUGGUGAACGUGGCGGAGAUCAACAGCUUGUUGGCCUCCACCGUGGUCACCAUCAUCUCCAACGUGAUGAGCAGCUCCGAGACGAUGCUCGCUGCCUCCUCCGACAAAGCGCUGAAGACCGUAGACGAGUUGGUUCAGAAGAUCCAGUUUGAGGGUUCGUCCAUCAGCAUCACCUCCAGACACCUGGCCGUGGGGAUCUCCACCCUGGACGCCUCCGAGUUUAAUGGGACCUCCUUCAGCGCCUUCAUGGCUCCAAAUACCACCCACCCACAGAUUGAUUUCCAGUCAGGGAGGAGUAACCCUCUGGCUCAGGUGAGUCUUCCUGCGUCUCUUCUGUCCAACGCGGUGCUGACAGAAGAAGAGAGAUCUUCUCUGUCCAGGAUCAACUUCAUGUUCUUCAGCAGCACAAACCUUUUCCAGAAGGAGCAGGACGGGCGCUCGCUGAACAGCUUCGUGGUGGCGAGCAGCGUGGGGAACUUAUCCAUCCGAGACCUGAAGGACCCGGUGGAGAUCCAGAUCGCUCAUCUGUCUGAGCACCUGCAGACCCACCUGAAUCCCGUCUGCAUGUUCUGGGACUUCAGCAUGAGCGGGGGAGCCGGAGGCUGGAAUGCAGACGGCUGCAGAACCACAGAGUCCUCCAGCAACCGGACCGUCUGCCUGUGUGACCACCUGACCCACUUCGGCAUCCUCAUGGACAUUUCUGGAGCUUCUCCCCACAUCGACUCGGAGAACAACCGGAUCCUGACCUUCAUCUCCUACGUCGGCUGCGGUAUCUCCGCCAUCUUCUCCGCUGCCACGCUGCUCACCUACGUCGCCUUUGAGAAGCUGCGGCGCGACUACCCGUCCAAGAUCCUGAUGAACCUCAGCACCUCCCUGCUGUGCCUCAACAUGGUCUUCCUAUUGGACGGCUGGCUGGCCAGCCUGGACACCCAUUGGCUGUGCAUGUCCGUGGCCAUCUUCCUGCACUACUUCCUGCUGACCACCUUCACCUGGAUGGGGCUGGAGUCCAUCCACAUGUACAUCGCCUUGGUGAAGGUCUUCAACACCUACAUCCGCAGAUACAUCCUCAAGUUCUGCCUGGUGGGAUGGGGUCUCCCGGCGGUCUUGGUGGGCCUGGUUGUGGUGGUGGAUCAGACCUCUUAUGGUCUUCAGCAGUACUCUGGAGGACACUCAGGAGACGGGUCCUCACAGUUCUGCUGGAUCCAGAACCCGGUGGUCUUCUACACGUCCUGCGUGGGAUACUUCUGCCUCGUGUUCCUCCUCAACGUGGCCAUGUUCAUCGUGGUCAUGCUGCAGAUAUGUGGACGCAACGGCAAGCGCAGCAACCGCACGCUGCGAGAGGAGGUGCUGCGUAACCUGCGCAGCGUGGUCAGCCUGUCCUUCCUGCUGGGGAUGACGUGGGGCUUCGCUCUGUUCGCCUGGGGCCCCGUCAGCCUGGCCUUCAUGUACCUGUUCGCCAUCUUCAACUCGCUGCAAGGGCUCUUCAUCUUCGUCUUCCACUGCGCUCUGAAGGAGAACGUCCAGAAGCAGUGGAGACGCUUCCUCUGCUGUGGACGCUUCAGGCCGUCAGAAUACUCAGACGGGAGUAAGACGCCCACCAACAACACCAAGAAGGUGAGCUCGGACCAGCUGGUGAAGUCUGUGUCCUCCGGCUCCUUCGGCUCCUCCUCCACCAGCUGGACGUCCAAAGCCAAGGCCACGCUGAACCCCUUCAGCAAGAGACACAGCAACACGGACAAAUGUUAUUCCAACCAGACCGGCCCCAAGUGCGUCUCCUCCUGCUCUUCGUCGUCCGAGGCAGAGCCCAACUCGUCAUCCUCUUCCUCCUCCUCAUCCUCCAUCCUCCCCGUCAGCCAGAUGAUCGACAAGGUGAGAGGGUACUGCUCCACGCGCUCCGACAACUUCUACAAGAACAUCAUCAUGUCUGACAGCUUCGCCCACAGCACCAAGUUUUAGAGACCUUCCAGAGACCUCCUAGGAACCUUGUAAGGACCUUCUAGAGACCUUCCAGGGUAUUGUUGGGAGUUCCAAUACAAAUAGUGGGAUGGGACACUUGCUUUCUGGUGUGGAGCCGCCGCCCAACCCCAUAGACCCUCUGUGUGUCUCAGUGGAGGAAGAUGUUCUAGAAGGUCUUCUGGAAGCUCUGCCAGCCUCCCUUUGCAUCAGAAUCCCUGCUGAAGAGCAGACAUGAGAAGCCCCAUUUUUCUGCUUUUAAUCGGACUGAUUCAAGAUUUAAUUUCUUUAUAGAAUCUUUGCUUCGUAUCGAUAGAGAGCAAAAAAUAUUCUGCUGAAUGUUCAGAAUGAAACCUGUGAACACGCUGAAGAACCAGCCAGACCAUCAUGGAGCGAGACCCACGUUGUGGCUUCAGAUCCUGGUCUCCUGUGUGGUCCGAGAACGUUGAUGAGAUUCUACUGCAGGGGGGGGGGGGGGGGCAUAAGUAGGUUUUGUUGUUUUCUAUACUGCGAUGUUGCUUUAAACUGUUGGUUUGUGCUUGUGUACCUAAAUGUUAAUGCUCCAUCUAUUAUAUAUUCUAUAUUCUAUGUCUAUAUUGUCGUGUGCUCAGAUGGUUGCUUCGGGUCGUGGGGGGGUCACAGCCAGAACAAACCCAAACGCUAAGAUUCUAAAGAAUAGAUUGUCUCGUUCCAGAAGCUUUCUGGAGCAACUCUCCAAACAUAUUCAUGUUAUAAUUUAUACUUUCAUGAAAAACAAAGACAACAUGCUUAAGUGUAUUUGAAUGGUUAGAAAUAUCUUAGACACUGUGCUGGUUGUAGCAUUGGACCUUUGAAGGACUCUUACUGCUAUUGAUGUUUCAUUCAGCGGUUUGUACCAGCGUCUGUGAGCCUUCAGAAGCCUUCAGUGAGCAGCUGGACGAUUGUGUGGCCAUUUUAUUCCACUUAUGCCUGAAUUAUCUGAAACAUGGCGUUCGAACUCGACACACUUUUCACCACAGAAAAUGUCCUGAAUGCUUUGAAUAAUCCACAGAAAUGAUUCCCGUCUGAAGACUGUUGACUGUGAGGUCUUUGGUUCGUCCAUCUGAGACGUCUCCAAACUGCAGAUCCAGGGAUUCGGAGCUCUUCUGAAUUCCACCAAAAUCCACCACAGUUAUUUGUCACAAAAGAUGAGUCACUGCGUCGUAGUGAUGGAGUCACCAGAGGAGCCUUGUUUAUGGGCUCUGGUAGUUGAGAUGAUCUCCUCUAACCAGCCCCUCGGUGUCCGAUAGCCACCUCCACUAGUCGACGAAAUCAAGACCCCUCUUCUUCCAUUAAACUGCCUCAACUCCCCAUUGAUGCCCCCCCCCCCUCCCCUCAUGAACAAUGAGGGCAUCAUCGGGAAGGAAGGGAUCUCAUCAAAAAACUUCAUCUAACUUUUGGGGACAUCACAAAGCGGAGAGAGGAUGAAGCAAUGGACGCAGCAGCUUUAAGAUAUUCGGUGCACGAUUUUGUCUUCUAGUAAUCGGAUUCCUGGGACAUUAAGGGCAUCGAGUCUUUCGUCUUUUCUGUCCUCUGUACUUUAAUUUAUUUUCCAGAUGUACAGUUUCUCGGCCUCCGUCUCCGUCCAUGGUUCCGUCUCCGAGCCGAGGACGGGGGACACGGUCCUCUGACUCCUUCCAAUAGUCCCAGAUGUUUAAAGAGGAAACAACGAAACCUUCGAAAACUAAAUCCGUGUUUCUGGAUCCUCACGUAGACGCUUCACAUGCUUUUUGUGUUUUGGAUUUCUGAUCAUAUUAAUUGAUGUUGUUUUUUUCUGUUUAGUAUUUGUUUGAUCUAUAAAGUUGUUGUUUUCUGGCUUGUCAGUGAUGUUUUUAGCGUCUCAACAUUAAAGGGAUUUAAA